AUGUCUGAGAGUAGGGGCGCCAAACCCGGUCCCGAGCCGGCGGACCGGGUGGCUAUUGGUAUCACCUUCGGCAACUCCAACAGUUCGAUUGCGUUUACUGUCGAUGACAAGGCGGAUGUUAUUGCCAAUGAGGACGGAGACCGACAGAUUCCUACUGUUCUGUCGUACGUCGACGGUGACGAGUACUACGGUGCGCAGGCCAAGGCUUUCUUGGUGCGCAAUGCCUCUAAUUCGAUCGCUUACUUCCGGGAGUUUCUGGGCAAGGACUUCAAGUCCAUCGACCCUACCUACUGCCAUGCCGCUGCUCACCCCCAGGACAACGCCGGCAACGUCUUCUUCUCCGUCAAGGACAAGGACGCCGAGGGCGAAGCUUCGUCCGUCUCUGUCAGCGAAGCUGCCACUCGCUAUCUGCGCCGUCUCGUCACCUCUGCCUCGGACUACCUUGGCAAGAAGGUGACCUCGGCCGUCAUCACCGUGCCGACAAACUUCAGCGACAAGCAGCGCGAGGCCCUGAUAAAGGCGGCCAACGAUGCCGACAUCGAGGUUCUGCAGCUCAUUUCUGACCCUGUCGCCGCCAUGCUGGCGUACGAUGCUCGCCCUGAAACUGUUGUCGAGGACAAGAUUGUCGUUGUUGCUGAUCUCGGCGGCACUCGCUCAGAUGUUGCUGUUGUCGCCUCAAGAGGCGGCAUGUACACCAUCCUGGCUACUGCGCACGACUACGAGUUUGCUGGUGUCCAGCUUGACCAGGUGCUCAUGGACCACUUCGCAAAGGAGUUUAUCAAGAAACACACCACCGACCCCCGAUCCAACGCCAAGAGUCUGGCCAAGCUUCGACAGGAGUCCGAGGCUACCAAGAAGGCACUCUCCCUGGGAACAAAUGCCCAGUUCAGCGUCGAGAGUCUGGCAGAGGGCUUCGACUUCUCAUCCACCAUUAACCGCCUGCGAUACGAAAUGAUUGGCCGCAAGGUCUUUGAGGGCUUCAACCGCCUUGUCGAAGGCGUCGUCAAGAAGGCUGAGCUGGACGUCCUCGACAUCGACGAGGUCAUCAUGUGCGGCGGCACAUCCCACACGCCCCGCAUCGCCAACAACCUGCGCAACAUCUUCCCCGAGAGCACCAAGAUCCUCGCCCCGGCCACCAGCGUCAGCGCCAUCAACCCGUCCGAGGCUCAGGCUCGCGGUGCCGCCCUCCAGGCCUCCCUGAUCCAGGAAUACGAAGCCAACGACAUCGAACAGUCUACCCACCCCGCUGUCACCACCGUCAAGCACAUCUCCAACGCCAUCGGCGUCGUCACCAUCAACACUGACGGCGAAGAAGUGUUUACCCCCAUCAUGCAAGCCGAGACUGCGGUCCCUGCCCGCCGCACCGUGCACAUUGCCGCCCCCAAGGACGGCGGCGACGUCCUCAUCAAGGUCGUCGAAGGCGGCACCCACAUCAAGGUCACCAAGCCCGAGCCCAAGGCCAAGGAGCCCGUCAAUGGCGACAAGGACUCCGACGCCGACUCGGAUUUCGAUUCAGAGGAGGAAGAAGAGGAGGAGAAGCGUGAGAAGGUCUGGAAGCUCGGCAAACAGCUCGCCGAGGCUGCUAUCAGGGGCGUCAAGAAGGGCGGCAAGGUCGAGGUCACCAUCAACGUGUUGGCUGAUCUCGGCGUCACCGUGACUGCCAGAGAAGUCGGUGGAAAGGGCGGCGUCAGGGGUAACUUGGCUGCUUAA
Metarhizium acridum CQMa 102 is the source of this 1710-nucleotide messenger RNA. It is a transcript of the gene SSZ1, whose product is annotated as Hsp70 protein that interacts with Zuo1p. Gene Ontology annotation, molecular function: ATP-dependent protein folding chaperone; ATP binding. Gene Ontology annotation, cellular component: cytoplasm; endoplasmic reticulum chaperone complex; endoplasmic reticulum lumen. Gene Ontology annotation, biological process: cytoplasmic translation; endoplasmic reticulum unfolded protein response; regulation of translational fidelity. The record is from RefSeq and is a predicted model, not a curated record. Lineage: Eukaryota; Fungi; Ascomycota; Sordariomycetes; Hypocreales; Clavicipitaceae.